GCAAGUGAGAAAACGGAGAGAGAGAGAGAGAGAGAGAGAGAGAGAGAGAGAGAGAGAGAGAGAGAGAGAGAGAGAGAGAGAGAGAGAGAGAGAGAGAGAGAGAGAGAGAGAGAGAGAGAGAGAGAGAGAGAGAGAGAGAGAGAGAGAGAGAGAGAGAGAGAGAGAGAGAGAGAGAGAGAGAGAGAAUUGGAAAAAGCCAUGCAGAUAGUGGGGCAGCCCAGUGACGGAGCUUGAUGAACUGACGGCCAAUCGACCACAGCAGACAAGCAGAACAGAGCCUCUGUUCCACUCCCACAAGAGCACAAGAGACGAGCAGGACUCGGCCAGGACAACCCCGAGAGAGGCCGACACAACACAGCUUCCCCCAGAACACAUACACACACGCACACACCCCCACAUCCUCACACACACACACACACACACACACACACGCACGCACGCACGCACACACACACACACACACACACACACACACACACACACACACACACACACACACACACACACACACACACACCCAGCUACCCGGUGAGCACCAGCCCAGGACGUGGAGAGAGAGAGGAGAGCAAGGCAGAGCGGAGGGGGACACCUCCAGAUGAGCGUUAAAGCAGAGUGAGAGGGUGAUGCUCAGAGGGACCAAGUAGUCAGCGGAGAGGUGAAAAGUCACAGGUCAAGGAUUGCCGCAGAUGUUGCUGAAAACGGCUUGACGGAGGACAACAGUGCAAAAGGACACGGAAACUGAAACCAAAGGACGAUCUUAGAGGGAGCAAGGGAAAGUAAAAAAAAAAAAACCCCACACAAGAGUGAGUGAAAGAGAGAAAAUAGUUUGAGAAAGAUAGCCAAGUGAGGAUGGCCAACUCAGGUCUGCAGUUGUUGGGUUAUUUUUUGGCCUUGGGUGGUUGGAUUGGCAUCAUCUCCACCACCGCCCUGCCCCAGUGGAAGCAGUCAUCGUAUGCAGGCGAUGCUAUCAUCACAGCCGUGGGUCUGUAUGAAGGGCUGUGGAUGAGCUGCGCCUCGCAGAGCACGGGACAGGUGCAGUGCAAGAUCUUCGACUCCAUGUUGUCGCUGGACAUCCACAUCCAGACAUGUCGUGCCCUCAUGGUGGUGGCAGUGCUGCUGGGUUUUAUUGGCAUGAUCGUGAGCGUGGUGGGCAUGAAAUGCACUAAAGUGGGGGACAACAACCCCGCCACCAAGACCCGUAUCGCCGUGUCUGGGGGAGCACUCUUCCUGCUCGCAGGUCUCUGUACAUUGGUCUCUGUGUCCUGGUAUGCCACUCAGGUGUCCUAUCAGUUCUUCAACCCCAACACACCACUCAACGCCAGGUAUGAGUUUGGCUCCGCUCUGUUUGUGGGAUGGGCGGCAGCAAGUCUGACAGUGCUGGGUGGUUCCUUUCUUUGCUGUUCCUGUUCCAACGAGGACAGACGAGGACAGCAGUAUUACCGCCAAUCACAGCCUUCCACAGCCAGGGAAGCAAAUGUUAAAAGUACCCCACCAGAGAAAAGGGAGCAGUACUUGUAGUUUGGGAGAGUCUUCUGGCAGCAAACAAAACACUCUCACUGAGAAAACCAAAACAGACAGACAGACAGACAGACACAACUGAAAUACGCUUAACAUUUGUCAACAAGUAUAAUGUAUUCGGUUGUUUUGAGGUAGCUUAUGAAAUGUUUUUUUUUUUUUAAAUAGCUACCCCUGUGUCAGGGUAAGAAUAAAAUCUUUUUUUUUGUUUUUUUGUCCUGUCUGUUUUGUUGUCUUGGGGAGAGACUGUCAUUCAGGGUAUGUUACUACAAUGUGUUAAAAUGCCCGGGUGUAUAUAUCACCUAUUUUCUUCUUCUUCUUUUUUUUUUUACUACAUAUAUAAUGUUUUACUAUGGUGCCUUAUAACAAGUGUUAGUGCACAUGUAUAUAUAUUUGACCAUAUGGAUUGUAUACCAUCCCAUCCAUCUGUAGGAUGUGUGUAGUCCAUAGGUCUUCUGCCAGCAGUCACGUAUGCCUUCUCCUAUCAUAAUAUAUCUGUAAUUUGGGUAUUCUGUCAGAAAUCUGAAAAUGAAUGUGUAGCUACUAUGAUGUACCACUCCUGAAAUGACAUUUGAUUCUUAGAUCGUCCAACACAAUGCCUAAAGAGGCCAUGGGCCUGUUUUCAUUAAAGCCUGGAUUGAGGAUAUACCAAAUACAUUUGUUUUGUUCUGUUAAGUGCCGAUAUGAUUUUGUGUAAAUGAGAGAAGUGCAGUUUUAUUGACUCUCGAGGAUGUACUGUACUGCUUCCUGUCCGAGCCCUGUACUAAGGAAUGACAGUUUGUUGAGUGUAAUCACUUCAAAUGUUCCUCUGAUGCCUUCAUUCAUUCACCAUACGACUCCUUUCUCUAAUAUUUACCUCUGUGAUGUUGUCCAUGAUCUCAUUUAAAGCAUUUCCCCCUGUAUGUCUCUUUUAGAAUAAAGUAAACAGAAACGAAAAACGGUUGAGGUUUGACUGAGUCAAAGCUGCAUCAGGCAUUUGCUAACUCGUCACCUUGCCUGACUUUUACCCCCCCCCCAACUUUGAAUUCCACACAGAAUAUUUCUUUUGCACCCCAUUGUUCAAUAAUUGUGCAUGCAGAAUUCCACUUCUGCUUCAGUGGUCUGUGGCACAUUCUCCAAGAACAACCCACAAAGUUAACGUGCACCUUGUUGAAACUACAUUUUGAAGCUUUUUUCUUUAAUUUUUUUUGGGGGGGGGGAUUUUGAGUGUGAUAUUUCAAUGCCCGGUAUACAUGUAACAUUACUUAACUCAGCAUUUAUUGAGAUGCAUAACUAGUAAUUCAGUUGUGGGUGAUGUAAAAUGGCCAGGUAUUAAUUCAAGUGUAAAAUACCAGGCUUGCACCGAAUCAGUCAUUCAAUGCGAGGGUGUCAUAAUCCAAGGCCCCCUUUUCCUCUAAUGAUAGGUCUAUUUGGUGAUUCACUGUAAGAAAGGCUUUCCGCAUGCUGUCUGAUUUUUUACACACAGGAAGAGAUUUGAGACAAAUGCACGAAGAUGAAGGUAGAAAUCAGUCGUGGGAGCAGAGUACGGAUGUGAAAUCUCACAUGUACCUGUGAUGUGCCGGUGUACCAAACACAUAGCUAUGUCUAUGUGGUCGGUCUAUAUAAUCCUGAAUGGUAUCAUUUGCACCACUCAGAUAUCCAUUUAAAUGAAUCAGGACAGAAUAAAAAAAGAAAAAGAAAAAGAAGUUGCAUAGACACUCCACUGGGACAUCUACACCAAUUGCAAACUGUCUGCAAAAGGUAUUUGACGGCACUUUUCAAAAACUCUUAAUUACAAUGCACAAUCAAUACACUUGAACCAGUGCUGCAUAGCUAAGUUUUUUUGCAAACCUUUAUCUACAUCAUUAUGAAUGCAUUAGAAAAUACAGCUCAUGUGGAGUGUUGCUGGGUUUACAUAUCGACAUGUACAAACCGUUUACAUCCUCAUCCUGCUGUUGAGUGCUUGUUGCAUUAUUCGGGUAAAAUUGAGAAAAUACGAGAAAUACUUUCCUGCAGCCUGUCAAAGAUAAACUGAUGAGAUGAUGAGAUAUUAGAAUAUGU
Lampris incognitus (smalleye Pacific opah) is the source of this 3555-nucleotide messenger RNA. RefSeq names its product claudin 19 (gene cldn19). Gene Ontology annotation, cellular component: plasma membrane; bicellular tight junction. Lineage: Eukaryota; Metazoa; Chordata; Actinopteri; Lampriformes; Lampridae. Bases 850 to 1518 code for a protein of 222 amino acids. Gene Ontology annotation, biological process: cell adhesion; bicellular tight junction assembly. The transcript is spliced from 5 exons. The record is from RefSeq and is a predicted model, not a curated record. Gene Ontology annotation, molecular function: structural molecule activity.